Messenger RNA from Nanorana parkeri, 400 nucleotides. RefSeq names its product cartilage matrix protein-like. The record is from RefSeq and is a predicted model, not a curated record. The transcript has a single exon. Lineage: Eukaryota; Metazoa; Chordata; Amphibia; Anura; Dicroglossidae. The annotation marks the transcript as partial.
GGUGCAUCAGCUAUUGAUCUUGUGUUUGUAAUUGAUGGAUCCAAGAGCGUGCGCCCAGAAAACUUUGACCUUGUCAAGCAAUUCAUCAACCAAGUUGUGGAAUCUUUGGAUGUUGGAGAAAAGAAGGCACAUGUUGGUGUAGUUCAGUACUCCAGUUCAGUAAGACAAGAGUUCCCCUUGGGCAGAUUCAACAAUAAGAAAGAUAUUAAAUCUGCAGUGAAAAAGAUGGCUUACAUGGAAAAAGGAACCAUGACUGGCCAAGCUAUCAAAUACCUAAUUGACAACACCUUUACCAUCUCCAAUGGAGGAAGACCUGGUGCAUCUAAAGUUGGCAUUGUUUUCACUGAUGGUCGUUCCCAGGACUAUAUCAAUGAUGCUGCUCUGAAAGCAAAGGAACUAG